AUGGACCAGUACCACUUCAGUGACGAGAACACCAUUCAUUCGGAGAUGCGUCUUUCUGGAUUUCCAGAAACUCAGGGGCUGAGCUGUAGUGACGCUCUCAAUCACGAUUUAUGCCUAAAUACGAAAGACGUGUCGUAUAUGGGCCUGAGCGGCUUAGAUAUGGUUUCAGGCCUUUCAGCUGCAGAUAUGGCCAGUGAUGCUUUGGAGGCCAAUUUAAAUGGACUCUCCUUGUAUUCAAUGAAGGACUGUGAUUCUGUUAAGCUCCUUGAUGAGUCUGACUCACAGCCUUCUCUGCGUGAACUGGGGCUUUCCACACUUACAGGAUCUAAGGAAGUUGAACACGGAGGCAGAUCCAGUUCUGGUACUGCAAGGAAAGGAAAGCAUCAGCAUAGCUCUCCUCAGACCUCAUUCCUGGAUUGCAGUCUGUGUGGGAAGGUGUUCAGCAGUGCCAGCUCUCUUAGCAAACAUUACCUGACUCAUAGCCAGGAACGGAAACACGUCUGUAGAAUCUGCAGCAAAGCUUUUAAACGGCAGGACCACCUGAGUGGGCACAUGUUGACACACCAGAAAACAAAACCUUUUAUGUGCUUAGAAAAAGGCUGCACUAAGAGUUACUGUGAUCACCGUUCGUUGCGCCGGCAUUACGAAGUGCAGCAUGGCUUGUGCGCCUUGAAGGAGACUCCUGAUGAAGAUGGCGGUGACGAAUCGCUGCUUUCUCACAAUAAGUUUAUCCAAGCAGGACAAGGCAGCGUGAGGCCUGCAGAAAGACUGACUGAGCACUUGGAGUCCAAGUCAGAUGCUUCUCCACCCAACAGAGACCUACUGAGAUGCAUUGUGAACAGCUUUGUAAAUCAGAAGCUUCCAUCAGCUACAUUGUCCUCUGCAGAGCACACACAUACUGAUUUAACAGACUCGUGGCAACCCUGUUCCUCUUCAGCCAGCCAGGUCUCUUGCGUUGCUUCGAACAGCAGUGGACUUGUCGAGGCUGCAGGUGAUGAUAUAUUGAAGGACCACCUUCCUUGCCAAAAAAGUGCUGCUGCUUCUAGUGUGUAUGCCAUAAUAAAUCCUGGUAAUGUGUCUGUAAUCACACCAGGUGAGAACGUAGUUACGAAUUUGACGGACAGAUCCUUGAUUCCAGAGCCACAGUUCCCCCUGGAGCCCACAGGGCUCGAGUAUUGUCCUAACAGCGCUCUAUCUUUUCCGAUAUUCGGAGGGCAGAAGGCUUCUGCAGACUCUCACCAGUUAAGUGGUAAUUUUCAGUGGAUGAGAAACGUGCCAGUCUGUGCUAAAAACAAAAGGAAUAGUGUCUGCGUUGUUCACAAGCCAUCUCUUGUAGCUCAGGAUGUUUCAGAGGGGUUAGCUGGACCUUCCCACGCAUUCUCAGCCUUUCCACAGACAUAUGAGUGUCCGGAUGCUUUAUCAUUCACUGUUGCUCCUUUCAAAGCAGAAGAGGAAGCCUUGGGUGACUCAGCGCUUAGCUGUUCUGAGGAAGGCUUUAGGUCAGCGAGAAGCCGUGACUCUCAUCCAUGGGAGAACUGUGGGGAGUUGAAUUUCCAGGAUGUUCAAAAGCAGAAUGCGUUCCAGAACGAGAGCAGCCCGUUAGUGAGGCAGCUUUUCAUGAAAUCUCAGGAGUCUGUCAUGAGCCAGGAGCAGGUGCAAGUGCAGCAGCACCUGUUCCAGAUGAUAACCAAAUCUCAGCACAUUCUGUCUCAUGCCCAAAUGGUGGCUCCAUCCCAGCUAGUGACCUCUGAGGCUAAACACGUGGCACCAAAACCACUCCAAACAGGAUUUCAGCAGCCACCUCACUUGACUCACCUUCUUCCAGAACCAACAGAAUAUGAAGGGUCUUCCACAUACCUGCAAAAGAGCAUAACCCAGUUUCAGAAGAACAUUUUAUCUGAUAAUGAGAAAAGAGGACAGCAAACAGUCCCUACUUUUCAGUCCCUUCAGCCAGGACCCUUGAAAGAAUGCGUAGGAUUAAAAGAUGCCUCUCUUUCUAGCCAGCUACAGCCUGCGGUGCAUGACAAUGCCAUUGGAUACCAUUCGUUUGGGAAGUCAAAUCAGCUAGAAAACAAGACUUCUGUAACUAACAGAAAAGAGAAAAAUAAAGCCUGUAGCAAAGAAGCGCGUGGAAAAACGCAGAUGAGCGUUGGUGGAAAAACGCAGAUGAGCGUUGGUAGAUCUCGACGUUUGCCUGGUGUCCGUAAGGAAAAGCUGAAAUUUGACGUGACUUGCGCAGCCUCCCCGAGUCAAGUAGCUAUGGCGUCCUUCUCGUCGUCCGGUCCUCUGUCAGCGCCUGUGUUCAGGGAGAAGCCCAGGCUGACCAUUUUCAAUAGGAUUCAGGGUGGAAAUAUCUACAGCCUUACUAACGCAGUAAAGGAAGAAAGUUUGUCAGCGGAAUGUAAUAAGACCAGUGGUGUUCCUGCAGAUGGAGGCAAAUAUGAAAGUGGUUUUCUUUGCAAGAACUGCAGUCAGCUGUUUUAUACUGAGAAAGGACUGGAGAGCCACAUGUGUUUUCACAGUGAGCAAUGGUAUUCACCAGCAAGCAAGGAGGAACAGCAGGUAAAGGGAAAGAAACCGACAAUCUACAAAAAAGCCAGAGGUGAAACAGAUACAGAAGAAAGCUUGAAAUUACGUAGGAUUUGUAUGUUUUUAAGUGCCUUAGACUUGUUAUGCUUGUCUUCUGUGACAAACAGGUAUUUGACUGUUUGUCUGGAAUUGUUUGUCCAGGUUAAUGAAAAGGAAAGCCAGGAUGUGAAGGACCUCAAAGAAAGUUUGCACCAAAAAAAGAGGAAGAGGCAAACUCGGCCAAAAUCGCUUUUUAUCCCGCCUCCACCUUCUUUUGAAGUACAACCAGGGACGGGAGGAUGUUACCAAAGUAAUCUUCGUUCACCUGUGUUCCUGGUUGAUCAUCUCCUGAGAGACUUGUUCCAGUGCUCUCCUUACACUCCACCUCCAAUGCUCAGCCCAAUACGGGAAGGAUCAGGGCUUUAUUUCAGCACUCUCUGUUCUUCUGCUAAUGGUGAUCCCAACCAGCUGUUCAGUACUGUAUUAGACAGAAUGGACAGAGACUUUGGAUUUUGUCUUGUGAAGGAUAACACCAAGAUCAGCAUUGAGCCACACAUUAACAUUGGAAGUCGAUUUCAGGCAGAGAUACCAAACCUGCAGGACAGAUCAUACCUGGAAAACGAUGAGCAGGCAGCCUCGUUAGUGUGGAAACCCUGGGGAGACAUCGCAACUAACCAGGAAACCCAGGACAGAGUAACAGAACUGCUAAACAUGGCCUGCUCCAGUGUAAUGCCCGGUGGAGGAACUAACCUAGAACUAGCUCUGCAUUGUCUGCACGAAGCGCAAGGCAACGUUCUGGAAGCCCUGGAAAUGCUGCUUUUUGGAGGGCCCCAGAAAUCUGAAUCCCAUCCUCUUGCUAAUUACCGUUACGCAGGUUCGGAUAUCUGGACACCUGUUGAGAGGCAGUUGUUUAAAAAGGCUUUUUGUGUACACAAGAAGGAUUUUUACCUGAUACAGAAGAAGAUUCAGACUAAGAAUGUGUCCCAGUGUGUUGAAUAUUACUAUAUCUGGAAAAAAAUAAUAAAAUUUGACUACAGUCGAGUUCAAGUAAUAGAAAAAAAGGUCAAGAAAGACAAGAAUGAGUUAGAAAAGACUGAAGAAAAGACUGCUUGCAGCCCCCCCAAAAGGCACAGUCAUCUGCCUAAAGAAGGCAUGAAGAUGAAGCAAAAGAGUUACAAAAAGAUGCCACACAGUGCGUGGAGUCCAGCCUGCAGCCUGAAAGGAUCCCCAUACCAGUCUGGAAGUGCAGAUGAUCAGUGUGCAUUUCCAUGUCGAGAAUGUGAAAGGGUAUUUGACAAGAUAAAAAGUCGAAAUGCUCAUAUGAAACGCCAUCGCCUGCAGGAGCAGGUGGAGCCUCUCAUGAAGAUAAAAUGGCCCUUGAAACAUUUUAAAAAUGAAACAAAGAUGGAAGAAGCUCAGAUGUUGACCUCCUCCAGUGGUAACUGGGAAACUACAAUUUCAGAGUAGCAAUGAGGUUAGUCUUCUCUGUUUAGAAAAUACAUAAACAU
This is a messenger RNA of Rhea pennata, 4076 nucleotides long. It is a transcript of the gene ZNF541, whose product is annotated as zinc finger protein 541. Gene Ontology annotation, cellular component: transcription regulator complex; histone deacetylase complex. The coding region runs from base 1 to 4035 and encodes 1344 amino acids. Gene Ontology annotation, biological process: regulation of transcription by RNA polymerase II; negative regulation of DNA-templated transcription. Gene Ontology annotation, molecular function: transcription corepressor activity. The record is from RefSeq and is a predicted model, not a curated record. The transcript is spliced from 14 exons. Lineage: Eukaryota; Metazoa; Chordata; Aves; Rheiformes; Rheidae.